Molecule: messenger RNA, 696 nt
Organism: Fraxinus pennsylvanica
Lineage: Eukaryota; Viridiplantae; Streptophyta; Magnoliopsida; Lamiales; Oleaceae
Source: the annotation of a GenBank genome assembly
AUGCCCGCUGUGGAGGAGGGAGAGAGGUGGGCAAUCCAUCCAAUAAUGGGCUCAUCGCUCCCUCUCAAAUUCGCUGUCCUUUUCUCCAUCUCUCUCGCCGGCGCCGCCUCCUUCGCCACCACUACCACCGCCACUUCUCUCCCAUUCUUCAAACCAAAGCCCAAGCCCAAAGCCACAGUCUCGGAUUUGCUCUCCGUUCUGGGUUCACAUCAACAGGCCAGUUCGGUCAACUCUCAUGUGGCCCGAGAACUGCGAUCCUGCUUCAAGUUCCUUGUGCCCUUUAGUCCCACUCAACGGCUCAGCCCCGAGUCUUCUUCGGCUCGGCGAUUGCUGAACGAUCGGAACAAGAGAGACGACAAUGAGAUGAUUUGGUGGCCGCCGGCUCCAGUAAUGGAGCUCGCUCGUCUCGCCGUUGACUCUGGCGGUGAUCCUGGGGCAAUUCAUAUUGCUCUCGAUCCAACCAUUAUCCCAGUUCCUGAUGUGGAAGGAACGAAGGAAGAUCGAUGUGAGCUUACUAGAACCCCAUAUGGGAGACACUUCAUAAAUGAGGAGUUGAAUUCGUACCUAAAGUUUUUAUUUGAAAUUAUAGUUCAGCGGGGUCCCAGUGUAGGGCUGAACGUUUCAUUGAAUCGCUAUGACUUUUUUCACGGUCACCUUUUCCUUGCCAUGGAUUCUGGAAGACUUGGUAUUUUGUAA